Messenger RNA from Aspergillus versicolor CBS 583.65, 270 nucleotides. RefSeq lists its product as uncharacterized. The record is from RefSeq and is a predicted model, not a curated record. NCBI's taxonomy places the organism in Eukaryota, Fungi, Ascomycota, Eurotiomycetes, Eurotiales, Aspergillaceae. The transcript is spliced from 3 exons. Bases 1 to 270 code for a protein of 89 amino acids.
AUGCAACCCGAUCUAUCCGCUCCCCAUUCUCCGCCGCGGCCUUCAUGGAAGCGGCCCGGCCCCGUCUCCAGACGCUGGUCUAUUCCUCUACUUGCGACCAUCGCUAUCGGCUACGGGAUAACCCAGUACGGGACCAUGCGAACGGACUCGCAUAUCCACAUCGCUGAGGAAGAGCGAAUCCGGAAAAACCAGCAACUCAUGGACGCCUAUGGAUACAAGGACAACAUAGACGAUCUACAAAAAGCGCUGGAAGCUUAUGAGGUUCGGUGA